UAACAAAACAAAAAUGCGUUUAGAAAUACCAACUUUUACAAGAUGUUGUUGCUGUUUCCCUUUGCGUCGCGGAAUCAUCAUUCUGGGAUACUUGAGCUUGGUAUUUGCAGUUUUUGUAAUUUGGUUGGAAACACAGAUGACACAGAACUGGUCGGAUGUUACAAUGACCUUAUUCAGAGGUGCAAGUUUCUCAGUUCAAAAAUGGUUGCCAAUUUUCUUGUAUUGCAUUGAAAUUGUAUUUGUAUUAAUUCUGCUGGCUGGAGCUCAUACGAGGAGACCUAACCUAAUUCGUGUGUACUAUUACUACGGUAUAACGACCACUGCGGCGGCCCUGGCCGUCUAUAUUAUGCUCACUAUGCCGAGGAGGAUUCAACCGUUCUACAGCUACUACGUCAUUGAAAUAUGUAUCAUGUUUGCUGGGCUCGUGACUCAAGUAUACCUCCUGCUCCUGAUACGCAGCGAGCUACGGAAACCCCGCGGGGCCCAUCGCAUCAACCACCUAGCUGAAGUUUGAGGGCACCCAGCUGACAUAUUUCGGCAUCUACAAUUUC
Molecule: messenger RNA, 551 nt
Organism: Cydia amplana
Lineage: Eukaryota; Metazoa; Arthropoda; Insecta; Lepidoptera; Tortricidae
Exons: 4
Coding region: 14-514 (166 amino acids)
Source: RefSeq, a predicted model, not a curated record